CUCACUCGCCGGAUAUUACCUCACCUACAGCAUGGCGGAGGCAGCUGGCUACGCCAAGGACAGUGAUUCGUGCGAGAAAUGCGUAUGCGACAAGGGUGGAAAGGAGGUCGAGGACCUGGUGCCGGAUGUGAAGUUCCAGUACACACCAAUGUUUCAGCAUGCCCACCCUGUGGACGUUCCCUACAAGAAAGUGGAGUCCUUGAGUGCCGGUGUGACCACUGAGGAGGUCAAGGUUGCUGGAAUGGCCAAGAAGCUCAUCACAGUGGAGCCUUGGGUCUUGCGGCAACUUGCAGAGCAUUGCAUUACUGAAAUCAGUCACUUUCUUCGACCCGGCCACUUGGGGCAGCUGGCAAAGAUUUUGACAGACCCGGAGGCUUCCCAAAACGAUCGCUUCACUGCGCAUAACCUGCUCCAGAAUGCAGUGAAAGCGAGUGGAGGUCAACUCCCAGGAUGUCAGGACACAGGUACUGCCAUUGUCAUGGGAAAGCGGGGAAUGACAGUCUUCACGGCUGGAGAUGAUGACGAGCAGCUCUCACAUGGUGUCUAUGAUGCCUACACGAAGAGGAACUUGCGAUACUCGCAGAUGGCCCCUGUGACCAUGUUCGCAGAAAAGAACACCAAGUGCAACCUGCCAGCACAGGUGGACCUUUUGGCAACUUCAGACCCAAAGUACGAGUUCCUCUUCAUGGCGAAGGGUGGUGGCUCCGCGAACAAGACCUACCUGUACCAACAGACCAAGGCGCUGCUGAAUCCCAAGAAGCUGGAGGCCUUCAUCAAAGAAAAACUGCAGACGCUGGGCACCAGUGCUUGCCCGCCGUACCAUGUUGCAUUGGUCAUCGGAGGGACCUCAGCAGAGGCUUGCUUGAAGACAGUUAAGCUGGCAAGUGCGAGGUACUAUGAUGACCUGCCAACCUCUGGCAGUGAUAGUGGAAGGGCCUUCCGUGACCUGGAAUGGGAGGACAAGGUGUUGAAGAUUUGCCAAGAUCUGGGUGUUGGUGCCCAAUUUGGUGGAAAGUACUUCGCCCAUGACGCACGUGUGGUGAGACUUCCACGGCACGGAGCUUCAUGCCCUGUUGGUCUUGGCGUCUCCUGCAGCGCUGAUCGGCAGAUCCUGGCCAAGAUCACGGCAGAUGGCGUUUUUGUGGAGGAAUUGGAACACAAUCCAGCGCAAUACCUGCCAUCAGGACCCGUUGAAGGUCUUUCUGAUGAGGUGGUCUCUAUCAGCUUGCAGCAACCUAUGAAAGAUAUCCUGGGUGUGUUGACCAAGUACCCCAUCAAGACACGGGUAUCACUCACAGGUCCCCUCAUCGUGGCCAGAGACAUUGCUCAUGCCAAAAUCAGCGAGAUUUUCGAACAGACCGGGAAGCUUCCGCAGUAUGUCAAGGAUCACCCCAUCUACUAUGCUGGACCUGCUAAGACCCCCGCAGGCUUCGCCUCUGGCUCCUUUGGUCCUACCACUGCCGGAAGAAUGGAUACUUAUGUUCCUAUGUGGCAACCCCAUGGAGCAUCUUUGGUGACCCUCGCAAAGGGCAAUCGUUCUAAGCAGGUCACUGAUUCCUGCAAGCAAUACGGGGGCUUCUACUUGGGCAGCGUGGGUGGAGCAGCUGCGGUGCUGGCAGAAGAUUGCAUCAAGAAGGUGGAGGUGCUGGAGUUCCCCGAGCUGGGCAUGGAAGCGGUAUGGAAGAUCGAGGUGGAGAAUUUCCCUGCUUUCAUUCUGGUUGACGACAAAGGCAACGAUUUUUUCGCUAACUGGAACAUGUGAAGUCUUCAGGAGCAAGUGAGGAGUGUGCUAUUUUGCCUUGACAAGUGACCAGAUGGUAUUGAGGAGUAAUUUUGUGCUCUUUGGAGCACUUUUAAGGUGUGUGCCACAGCACCACCUGACUGUCGUACUUGGCUGUUGAAGUCUUUCUGCGUCUCAGCCGGGUGCCAGAGACAGUUUCGUUUAAUCUUUUUCCGCUGCUAGCAGCUCGCCCUUUCCCAAUCGGUUUGCGGUGAGCUGUUCACAGCUGGCCAGCAACAGACCCAAUGAGUAGCGCGAACUAAAGCCCCCUCAGCCAGGUGAGAAAAAGG
Cladocopium goreaui is the source of this 2070-nucleotide messenger RNA. The record is from the annotation of a GenBank genome assembly. Lineage: Eukaryota; Dinophyceae; Suessiales; Symbiodiniaceae.